UAGCACGCGCUCGCGGACCAGGGCCGGGCGGACUCGGGGACCGGCGGAGGACGCCGGCCGCGCCCGGCCCGAGGCUGCGGGAGCGGGGCGCUGGCGCGCAGGAUCAGGCGCGCUGAGGACCCCAGGCCGGGCUGGGCCAAGCACAGGCUGCCAUGGGCUCUGUCGGGAGCCAGCGCCUUGAGGAGCCCAGCGUGGUGGGCACACCAGACCGGGGCAUAGUGAUGAGCUUCAGCUUCGACAGUUACCAGCUGGAGGAGGCAGCAGAGGCGGCUCAGGGCCAGGGCCUUAGGGCCCGGGGUGUCCCAGCUUUCAUGGAUUCCGAGUCUUCGGCUUUAGCGUUGGAGGAGCCGGUGCCCGAUGACCGCUACCACGCCAUCUACUUUGCGAUGCUGCUGGCUGGUGUGGGCUUCCUGCUCCCGUACAACAGCUUCAUCACGGACGUGGACUAUCUGCAUCACAAGUACCCAGGGACCUCCAUCGUGUUUGACAUGAGCCUCACCUACAUCUUGGUGGCGCUGGCAGCUGUGCUACUGAACAACGUCCUGGUGGAGAGACUGACCCUGCACACCAGGAUCACCGCAGGCUACCUCUUAGCCUUGGGCCCUCUCCUUUUUAUCAGCAUCUGCGACGUGUGGCUGCAGCUCUUCUCUCGGGACCAGGCCUACGCCAUCAACCUGGCCGCUGUGGGCACUGUGGCCUUCGGCUGCACAGUGCAGCAAUCCAGCUUCUACGGGUACACGGGGAUGCUGCCCAAGCGGUACACACAGGGGGUCAUGACCGGGGAGAGCACGGCAGGCGUGAUGAUCUCUCUGAGCCGCAUCCUCACGAAGCUGCUGCUGCCCGACGAGCGCGCCAGCACGCUCAUCUUCUUCCUGGUGUCGGUGGCGCUGGAGAUGCUUUGCUUCCUGCUGCACCUGUUGGUGCGACGUAGCCGCUUCGUGCUCUUCUACACCACGCGGCCCCGCGACAACUGCCGGGGCAGGCCGGGCCUGGGCACGAGCUCCGGCUACCGCGUGCACCACGAUGUCGCCGCCGGGGAUGUCCACUUCGAGCACCCAGCCACAGCCCUGGCCCCCAGCGGGUCCCCAAAGGAUAGCCCAGCCCACGAGGUGACCAGCAGUGGCGGUGCCUACAUGCGCUUUGACGUGCCACGGCCGAGGGUCCAGCGCAGCUGGCCCACCUUCAGAGCCCUGCUGCUGCACCGCUACGUGGUGGCACGAGUGAUCUGGGCUGACAUGCUUUCUAUCGCCGUGACCUACUUCAUCACCCUAUGCCUGUUCCCCGGCCUCGAGUCUGAGAUCCGGCACUGCAUCCUGGGCGAGUGGCUGCCCAUCCUCAUCAUGGCUGUGUUCAACCUGUCAGAUUUCGUGGGCAAGAUCCUGGCAGCCCUGCCAGUGGACUGGCGGGGCACCCACCUGCUGGCCUGCUCCUGUCUGCGAGUGGUCUUCAUCCCUCUCUUCAUCCUGUGCGUCUACCCCAGCGGCACGCCCACCCUCCGCCACCCCGCCUGGCCCUGCAUCUUCUCGCUGCUCAUGGGCAUCAGCAACGGCUACUUCGGCAGCGUGCCCAUGAUCCUGGCGGCUGGCAAAGUGAGCCCCAAGCAGCGGGAGCUGGCAGGGAAUACCAUGACCGUGUCCUACAUGUCGGGGCUGACGCUGGGCUCCGCCGUGGCCUACUGCACCUACAGCCUCACCCGCGACGCCCACGGCAGCUGCCUCCACGCCUCCACUGCUAACAGCUCCGUCCUUGAAGGCCUCUGAGCCAGCCCCGCCUACUGCCAAGGACACUGAGGGCCUGACCAGGGGCCCCAAGGCAAGAGGGCCCCUCCCCCGUCCCCACCUCAGUGCCUGCGGGGCCCCUGAGCCUCCCCUGUGCCAGCAGCGCCACCCCCUCUGGGUCCAGCCAUCCCCCACCCUGAAGUUCUGCAGCGUCCUUCCAGGACCGGAACGUGUUUCUGCGACCCAGGGCUCUGCCCAGCACUGUGUUCUGUGUUUGGUCUCACACCUGCCUCUACCUUCCAUCUAUGUCCAGCGGCCCCAGCACCAGCCCAACCAGCACUCUGUGGGGUCGCAGGCACCACUGUCCCCACCCAGGACAGCAGACAGCCGCCCGUGUGCGCACCCCGUGACCGCCCUGAUCAGGGCACCGCCUGGCCUAGCCUCCACCAGGGACCCUUCUUCAUGAACCCUGGGGCCCUGAGGAGAGGGGCAGCCCCCCGCCUUGGCACCCUCAGGCUUCCCCCGUCCUUCCUCCCUCUUAGAGACUGCUUCUCUCAAAAAACACGUUAGCCAUGAAGAAAUAGGAGCUCCAAAUGGACCUGCCUGCGGUCUGCGUCAUCCUCUCGGGAACCACAGUGGUGCUGCCAGCCGAGCAUGUCAGGAUCUCCCCACAUACCCACACGAUGCCACAGGCCAGGGGGCUGUACCUGACUAGGGAACCCCCCAUUGCCUCUCUGGCCUGUGAUAAGAGGAGAUAGCUGUUUGGGGUCUGUGAAGCAGGGUCCCCACACCCUGGCUGGAGUCAGCUUGACCUAGGUAUUGACCCUCAUCUGGCAAGGGACCCAACAGACCAAAGGUGCUUAGCAACUAGGGAGGGGCUGGGGGUCACUCCAGCCUGGGUCCCCUGGAAUGCCAGGCCCUUGUCGGGGGAUUCCAAGGGUGUCCUUCCAGAGACCUUCCAGGGGGAGGAUGGCCCACGCUUCCAGACCACCCUGCUGUGUCCCGUCACCCGUCUGUCCACUAACUGUACCGCACUGGCCAUUAAAAGAUGAAGGCAGACUGCUGCACCAA
This is a messenger RNA of Sapajus apella (tufted capuchin), 2789 nucleotides long. RefSeq names its product solute carrier family 29 member 4 (gene SLC29A4). Gene Ontology annotation, molecular function: monoamine transmembrane transporter activity; nucleoside transmembrane transporter activity. The transcript has 11 exons. Bases 153 to 1760 code for a protein of 535 amino acids. Lineage: Eukaryota; Metazoa; Chordata; Mammalia; Primates; Cebidae. The record is from RefSeq and is a predicted model, not a curated record. Gene Ontology annotation, cellular component: plasma membrane. Gene Ontology annotation, biological process: nucleoside transmembrane transport.